AUGCAGCACGAAAGCCUGCCGCCCAGCUGCUGCAGAAGGAAAGUGUACAGGGUGCGUUCGGCAUCAUCACCACCACCCUGCUUUGAAGAAGGCUGGCGACUACAGCAGCUCGAUCUGCCCCCUGGUGUGUGUAACCUCCUGAAUCCAGCCACAAUAUACGCUAACAAUGAGAUCCGCCUGGGUGAAGUUGAGAUCUAUGGUUUCGAAUAUGACUACACCCUCACUCAGUAUUCAAGUUCCUUGCACAAAAUGAUCUUCAGUACUGCCAAAGAAAUCCUGGUUGAAGAGUUCAAGUAUCCUAAAGGCAUUAGGACCUAUGAAUAUAUUCUUAUGUUUGCUAUAAGAGGUCUCCACUAUGAUGUGCAGAAGAGCCUUCUGAUGAAGAUCGAUGCUUUCCACUACAUUCAGUCUGGAACGGCAUAUAGGGGCUUGCAGCCUGUAUCUGAUGAAGAAGUUGCUGAGAUGUGUGGAGGGACUCAGCACAUCCCCUUGUAUCAGAUGAGCGAUUUCUAUGGGAAGGGUCCCUCCAUCAAACAAUUCAUGGAUAUAUUUUCUUUUCCAGAAAUGACUCUUCUGUCCUGUGUCAAUGAUUAUUUCAUCACUCAUAGCAUUGAGUUUGACCCAGCUCACCUCUUCAAAGAUUUCACUGAUGACAUCAAGGACAUCCAUGUCAAAGGAAUGAUGCACAAAUGGAUCGAGAGAGACAUGGAGAAAUACAUUCUCCAUGGAGAUGAAACUGCUGUAUUGAACAGGCUGGUGAACGACGGAAGUAAUUUUUUUCUCAUUACAAACUGUAACGAACACCCUUUCAGCUUUGUUGACAAAGGGAUGAAAUACAUGGGUGGAAAGAACUGGAGGGAGUUGUUCGAUGCUGUCAUUGUCCAAGCUGACAAACCCAGCUUUUUCACAGACAGACGCAAUCCCUUCAGGAAACUAGAUGAGAGCGGGUCCCUCCAGUGGGACAGAAUCACUAAAAUGGAGAAAGGGAAGAUAUAUAGACAGGGAAAUCUGUUUGAUUUUCUGCAGUUGACUGGCUGGAGUGGAUCGAAAGUUCUGUAUUUCGAUGACCACUUGUACAGUGUCUUGGUAGACCUCAUGCUGCGUCACGGGUAGAGGACGGGUGCAAUUGUGCCAGAACUGCAGGCAGAAAUUCGGAUCAUCAACACGGAGCAGUACAUGCACUCGCUGACCUGGCUGCAAGCCCUCACUGGACUGCUGGAAAGAAUGCAGGUGCACCGUGAUACGUAAUCGAUAAAAGUCUUACAGGAGUGGAUAAAGGAGAGGCAAGAACUAAGGUCUCUAACAAAGAACCUUUUCAAUCGUCAGUUUGGGAGCAUUUUCAGGACCUUUCACAACCCCACCUACUUCUCUCGAAGGCUGUGCCAGUUCUCUGACCUCUACAUGUCAUCCAUCAGCUCCCUGCUCCCUGCCCAGUACACCUUCUACCCCUGUCGCACACCCCUGCAGCACGAAGCUCCCCUGUGGAUGGACCAGCUAUGUACAGGCUGCGUGAAGACUCCCUUCUUGGAGGAGAUGGUGCACAUCCGUUGAUAGUGACAGCCAGGGAGCAUGUUAGGCUGGCAACAUUUGGCACCAGUGAUACUCUGACCACACUUUCGCUUGUCGUCUCCACUUCUGACUCCUCUUCUGAUCACUUCACCACCCUUUCUUCCGUCAUGAGGCCUCUGAAACAUGUUCCCUGCUAGAAAAGAAAUAACCACUUCUCUGGUAAAUCACUUUGCUGUGUGUGUCUUUACCUUGUAGUGAUAAGUUGAGUUCAUCCAGUUUAGUGAACACAUCAGCAAGAUAUGCCAGAUGUGCAACCCACUCUGGGUCCUCAGACAGUGUAGCAAGGGGGUGCAGGUGCUCCUUCAGAAAAGCACAUACCUCGGUGUGAAGUUCAAACAGUCUCACUAGGGUUGUGCCACAGGAUAGCCACCGGCCAUCAGUAUGAAGCAAUAGGUGCUCAUGCGCUAAUUCAAUGUCUUGACACUGAAACAAUCUCUAGCCACAAAUGACUGCUGAUCUAGGAUGAAGCUUUUAUUUUUGGUGGGUGUUAAUGUUGUGGCUAGUAUGAGACAGCCCAGCACAGAGAACAGCUGGUGGACCUGUAGUAGCUGCCACUGUGUGGUCGUUGGGAGGACACGGGCUGUGUGAGAUAGCAAUGUAGGGAAGAGUGCAAGGACAGGAGCUGGCGGGAGGCUUCUUUCUCCUUUUAACAUCAUCAACACUGUUGAAGAGUUUCCUGGUGUGGAUGCACUAACAGUUUUCUGAUGUCCUCAGCCCUGGAGGGAGUUGACCUUGACACUGAGCUGUUGGAGUCCUGAGAACAGUGUCUGAGAUUGACAUCAAGGCAAUGUCAUCUAGACUACAGAGCUCUGAAUGUUGUUACAGGUAGUAAGGUCACUUGAAGCAGAGAAAACAUGGUCAAGUUAAUACUAGUGUCGCAUAGUGUGUAAACCUCUACUUUAGAUAAUGUCUUCUGAGUUCAAUGAUUUUAUCAAUUGGGAUAAAUAAAUAGAGCUUAUUUAGUUUUUAGCACUUAUUUAGUGCUAAAAGCAGAUGGCAUUCACCUUUUAUAUUUAGUUUUUUUUCUUCCUACUCAGAACAAGUUUAAUAAGCAGGUGAUGUUACCAUUGAGUGACCCUUUGUCUGUGGUCUCCUCAUAUCCUGCUACAGUAUAAUCAUCCCAUACAUUUUUAGGUCUAACAGGGGUUUACAGUAGCUGCAAAAUUAGCUGCUCACAAGGGUGAAGUGUUUAUUCUCAUGCUUUGAACCACAUCAACGAUAACAGUUACAGUACUUGUAGGGUUGUGCUGCUUAAAAAGCAAAAAAAGUUCCUUACUGGAAUGAGAUAAGUAGUAAUCUAUAAUCCUGUUUUUUAUCUUAAUACUAUGUCUAGGUAGAACUACCUUAGCUUGUUAGCCUUGAAUUUACAUUCAUUGUAUACAAGCUAAACAUUGAAAGUAGAAAUUCUUGAAUGCUACAUACCAAGAGCUUUGAUGUGCUCUUACAGAUAUUAAGCUGCAAACUAUGUAGUGAAUUCAAAGUUAUCUUUAGUGAAAAAAGAAAACUGCCUGAUGUUUUUAUUCUGCACUUGCAUUUGUUUACUGUCUUAUUAAAAUUAUUUAUAAGUGUAA
This is a messenger RNA of Lepisosteus oculatus (spotted gar), 3140 nucleotides long. The record is from RefSeq and is a predicted model, not a curated record. NCBI's taxonomy places the organism in Eukaryota, Metazoa, Chordata, Actinopteri, Semionotiformes, Lepisosteidae.